AUGGCGGAAUCGCAGGACCUCAUCGACUUCAACGUCAUCGAGCAGCAAAAGGAGAACAUCCAGGCUCUUCCCAGUGGACGGUCCGCGAAAGCGCUCGCGCAAUUGUACUCUCCACCACUCCUCGGCGCACAACCUUCGCCUGGUCUGCUCAGCGAGGCGCAAGUAAAGGCGCGCACAGACUUCGAAAAGGAACUUGCGACGAUUGACGAAGCCGACGACCCUCUCGAUGUUUACGAUCGCUAUGUCAAAUGGACGCUGGACGCCUUCCCUUCUGCACAAGCCACACCACAAUCACAACUACUGCCUCUGCUGGAGCGCGCGACGAAAGCUUUCCAAUCAGACAAGCACUACAAGAACGAUCCACGAUACUUGAAAAUAUGGCUGCACUACAUUCGUCUCUUUUCGGAUGCGCCGCGCGAAGCCUUUGUUUUCCUGGCGCGACACAACAUUGGAGAGAGUCUGGCACUUUACUACGAGGAGUUCGCAGCAUGGCUGGAGAACCAAGGCCGAUGGAAUCAGGCAGAGGAGAUAUACAAGAUGGGCAUUGAGAAAGAGGCAACUCCUGCUGCACGUUUGACGCGCAAGUUUAGCGACUUUGAACAGCGCCUUGCAGCGCGGCCCCAGGAUGCCGCAGAACCAUCAAGUCCUGCUCUUCCAUCCGUCAGACCAGCACUUGCAGCCAAGCUGGACCCCUUCGCGUCGGCAUCACCAUCACAACCUCAGCAAGGCAGUGGCUCGAAGAAGUCGAAGAGCUCGAAGAUGCAGAUUUUCGCCGACGGUGAUGCGCCAUCUCGACCUGGAUCUGGAAGCAGCGGCACAGGCUGGGACAGUUUUGGAUCACUUUCGAGCAGAAAGAAGGAGAACUCGCACGAGGCAAAGCCAAUGGCCGGUCAAAAGCUCAAGGUGGGCAAGACCAAUGGAGGCAUGGAGAAGCUGGCUAUCUUCAAGGAUCAGUCAUCUCGUACGUCAAUGCCAAAGCAUCUAUCCGACCACACUUCGACUAGUAGUCAUGAGCAGCAAUGUGUUCUCAACGAGAAGACUGGUAGGCUUGAAUGUGUUUUCGUGAAUCUCGAGGCCGUAUACCCGGUAGCUGGCAAUCUUGCUGUCGAAUACUGUUUCGAAGAGCUGCGAGCGAAGCAUCGCGGUUGGCUAAGCAAGAACUGGAAGAAGGAUGAGGCAUCACGACCGAAGAAGACCUCCCGAAGCGAGACUUUCGACAUUCACCUUGACAAUGCGCCUGCUGUCGAACGAUCUUCACGAUCUAAGGAAAACGCGGCAGAAGCACCACCAAAGUCGGAGUCGAAAGACAAAGGCUUCAAGAUCUUUGAAGACGUCCCGGAACACGAAGCAAAGCAUUCAAAGUCUCAUGGCCGGGAGAAUGGACUGGUAGAGAAGUUCACAAAGACCAUGGCAUUGAACGACGACCAAGACGAGAAUACUCCACCCUCGAAGCAAGAGAUCGAUGCAGCGAAGAAAGCCAGACGCGAGGAACGGGCGAACCGUACACGCAAGAUCAAAGUACCGGAAGUCAAGUACAUCAAGAACGAGACGCAAACAAUCAAGCUCAAUAUGGAUUCGCCACAGAAGCCAAAGUUGAAGCGUAAGAAGUCCAUCGGUCCUGCUGAGCCAACGAUGACGAUCAACACGAAGGAGGCCAUGGAAGAGAUCUAUGGCAUCUUCAGCGCCCCACUACCAUCUCAGGACGAGCAGCAGGACGAGGAGGAGGAGUCCGAAAGUGAAAGCGAUGCCGAGACUGACUAUACCACUGGAGACGAAAGUACAGCAACGGGAAAGUUGUCAGCACCUGCCAGCGAAUAUGGCGACGAGACCAGGAACGAAUUGCUCAAAAGCACAAGGACCGACGAUGAUGAUCGUACAGAUGUGAGCGCUUGGUCGGACUUUACGUCAAGCAAGCAUGUGCCGCAAGCAGAAGACACAGACUCUGCACAGACGACAACUCAGGAUGCGUAUCAGGAAGAGCAGCACAAUCAUCACGAUGAGGAUCUAAUAACGCCAGUGGAAGAUGAAAACCCUCGCACACGAUAUGUGCCGAUACCAGAUGAAGAUUACGAGCCGCCCGCCGUCCAUUACCAGGUCUUGCCAAAUCAUCGACUGCCUUUCAUGACGCCUAUUGCUGAGCAAACCGAGUCCUCCCUAGGUGUUGCCACUGCGAGAACGAACAAGGACUACUUUGGUGGCACGAAGACGCCGAGCAGAAAGACUGGUAUGCCUGAGGACAUGGAAGACGAAGAAGAAGACGAGCAGCCUCCCAGCAGUCCAUUCGAAGAUGUGAUUGCUGACAUGGCCGAAGAUAAACGCAGAGUCCUUCAGCCUAUUCGAACCAAAAGUACAAAAGGUGCGAUCACACUUGGGCAAGGCACAGCAAAGGCCCAGACUGAGAAAAAGGAUGAAUGUCCGGCCGCAGAUGCGAUACAAAAAGGCCCUAUUGUGAAAGACUUGCAAUGCAACCCAAUGGACCCUUUCGUACGGCAGACAAUUCUCGAUCAAAUGAGGCCCUCGCUCAGCUCAUUCGAAGGCUACUACGAAGUUCUCGACAUCAGCAGUGGCCGCUCGUCAGAGAUCAAAAAGUACGUCAGAACACUAUCGAAAGCCAGCAGGAAUAGCAUGAACGUCGACAAGACCGCGCAGACGCUCUCAGUCCCGCCUCAAGUUGAUCUACCGGGAGCCCAAGGCACGUACACUAUUAAACGAGAGCUCGGAGCCGGUACUUUCGCUCCAGUAUAUCUUGUUGAGAAUAGUGCCAUUGCUGCCCUCGACGAGGAAGAAGCCGACGAGGAGUUUCCACCCGCUCGCGUUGGCAAAUUGGUGCACCGCAAGGCCCUUGAGGCUAUCAAGAUGGAAGAACCUGCAAGCACAUGGGAAUUCUACAUCCUUCGCCAGUCACACCGUCGUCUGGGAGUUUCUCGCCCAGCAGAGUCCAUCGUCCGCGCCCAUGAAAUGCACCUCUUCCGCGACGAAUGCUUCUUAGUCGAAGAGUACCGCGAUCAAGGCACACUCCUCGACCUCGUCAACACCGCGCGCCUCGAGACUGGCAGUGGUAGCGGUAUGGACGAGAUACUCGCCAUGUUCUUCUCAAUCGAGCUCCUCCGCACAGUCGAAGCCAUGCACGCCAAGAACCUCAUUCACGGCGACCUCAAAGGCGACAAUGUCCUCGUCCGCUUCGAUGAUCCAGGCAUGGAGACAGACUGGAGCCCUACGUACUUUCCCUCCGGUGCACACGGAUGGUCUUCCAAGGGAGUCUGCCUCAUCGACUUCGGUCGCGGAAUCGACAUGAAGCAGUUCCUUCCCAACGUAGCUUUCAUCGCAGACUGGAAGACUUCCGAGGCAGACUGUGCUGAGAUGCGGGAACUUCGUCCCUGGACGUAUCAAAUCGACUACCACGGCCUAGCCGGCAUCAUCCACAGCAUGCUGUUUGGCAAGUACAUGGAAACUGUCGCAGAUAAAACGCAUUCCCUUAGUCAGGGACAGACCAAGACGUACCGCGUUCGGGAGUCUUUCAAGCGGUAUUGGCAAGUGGAGAUCUGGCAGGAGGCCUUCCAAUUGCUGUUGAACCCAUUGGCGCAUCUGGAGCAAGAAGAAGGGCACAAGAUGCCGGUGUUGAGGGGUAUGAGACAGUGCAGGGAGAGGAUGGAGGGGUGGCUGGAGGAGAACUGUGAGAGGGGCGUGGGGUUGAAGGGGAUGAUUGGGAGGAUGGAGGCUGCGAUCAGGGAGAGGAGGAAGAAGGGGGUUAAGUUGUCGCAAUCGCAGUGA
Fulvia fulva is the source of this 3771-nucleotide messenger RNA. Its product is annotated as Checkpoint serine/threonine-protein kinase bub1. Gene Ontology annotation, biological process: meiotic sister chromatid cohesion, centromeric; mitotic spindle assembly checkpoint signaling; protein phosphorylation. The coding region runs from base 1 to 3771 and encodes 1256 amino acids. Gene Ontology annotation, molecular function: protein kinase activity; ATP binding. NCBI's taxonomy places the organism in Eukaryota, Fungi, Ascomycota, Dothideomycetes, Mycosphaerellales, Mycosphaerellaceae. The transcript is spliced from 2 exons. The record is from RefSeq and is a predicted model, not a curated record.